Molecule: messenger RNA, 1459 nt
Organism: Dendronephthya gigantea
Lineage: Eukaryota; Metazoa; Cnidaria; Anthozoa; Malacalcyonacea; Nephtheidae
Exons: 2
Coding region: 242-1303 (353 amino acids)
Source: RefSeq, a predicted model, not a curated record
GCAGAAAGGCUAAUUGAACGUAUCAAAUUUCGGCCCAGACCAACAAUGUAAACAGAUUCGCUUCACUGGUUUUGAGGCUAAACAGACGUUGUUUUUUAAAUCUCACUGCUGUGCGGGUGCCACAGAUCCUUUAGUAUUUAUUUCCUCGACUUUCCGAUGUUUUUUGACGUUGUACGAGUCAGAAAAUAACGAGGAUAAAAAGCGAAAUAUCACGUGAGUCGAGUCGAAUUUAGUAGUACUAAUGGCAGAACACUAUGUCACAAUCGAUGACCUUUUCUUGCCUGUUUUAUUUCUUGUGUUUAUCUCGGGUCUGACCAGCGUGUUUGCGGCGAAUUACUACUUAAAACCAUCGAAAACUACCGCCGCAAAAUGGAGUAUAUGGUGUUUAUAUCUUCUAUCGUCAGUGUCCUUUCUUGGACAGUUAAGAAAAACUUGGAUGAGGGAUUUCCUACAUCAGUUUGAAUUGGUGACAGAACCUGUGCUUUGGCAAAGACGGUUGGCCGACUUUAUAUUAGCACACAAGCUGACACUCGAUACGACUGAAAAUUAUUGGAUAACUUCACAAUUGCUGCUGUUUACCCUCUCGUUCGUCGUGUUUAUCAACAUGUACAGCAAAGAUAUGGAUCUGAAAUUACACCACAUCUUUGGUUACAUAGCGCUUGGACUUACCAGUUCUUUUGGUGGUGUUUUGGCAUUGGUCCUAGUACAUUUCUGCCAGGCAACUUCAGCGACCCCAUUUGUAGCUAAAGUUACUACGGGUCGAUUUUAUUUACAAGUACUUUCAACCGUUCUUGGUUGUGCCAUUGUUGUAUACCUUUACAAUGCAUCAUUAGUUCAAGUGAACACAAUCAUGGUGCUAUUUUUGGCUACAACAUUUCUUCUACCUUUUGCAAACUUUUCAAUUCAAGGGAUCAAACCCAUUUACACUACAAGUACUUCAAUUUUUUUCUUCCUUAUUUUUCUUGGUGCUUUCAUCACCCUCCAUCAUAUCAUUGCAACAUUUAUGGUGGCACAUGAAUGGUUAAACUUCAAGAUGUUCAGCCUGGUAGCAUUUGGUGCCCCAUAUCAGUUGGCCAUUUCUGUUGAUCUUAUCUGUUGCACAAUAAUUGUAUCAACAUUUGUAAUACUAGAGCUCUUUGCAUUGAAAACUCUGCAGUUGAAAUUUAAGAAUUCAGGCCGAUAUGUCUUCAAGCUUUUGCUAUUAUUUUUCACAUGUCCAGUUAUUUUAAUUUUAACAUUUAUUAUCUCGCCAGGAGCAAUGCUAUCAUUGUUUCUUGCAUACAGAGAAAAGGUUGUGCCCUAGUCUUCAGAAUUUGCCAAGGCUGCAGGGCAAAAUGUCUGAGAUUAAAUGAAUCAAAUUGAAAUUUAUACUUAUGCUGAAAAAGUACUCAGGCAAUAGAUAACACUAGAGUAGUGAUAACUAAAUGUAGAAAAUGCUUGCUUUGUUCAAAACACAAAU